Messenger RNA from Diorhabda sublineata, 1163 nucleotides. RefSeq lists its product as uncharacterized. Gene Ontology annotation, cellular component: chitin-based extracellular matrix. Lineage: Eukaryota; Metazoa; Arthropoda; Insecta; Coleoptera; Chrysomelidae. Gene Ontology annotation, molecular function: structural constituent of chitin-based larval cuticle. The transcript has 5 exons. Bases 62 to 1108 code for a protein of 348 amino acids. The record is from RefSeq and is a predicted model, not a curated record.
GGUCGAUACAGACAACGCUCGCCAGAAAUGAUCAAAUCGAAAGUUAGUUGAAGUGUAUAAAAUGCAUUUAAUGAUGUUAAUUCCAUUUUUGGUUCUCAUAGUAUCAAUAGCCACGGCAACUGAACUCAACUUAUUGCCUGCUGUUGCACAAUACGGAAAUGAUCCUCAAUAUCAUCCAAUUCUUUCUCUGUACCAUUCACAAGAUAAAUUGGGACAUUAUGUAUAUGGUUAUGCUACACCUUCAGCAUUGAAGAGCGAAAAAUUGGAAAAUGGAGUAACUAGAGGCGGGUAUUCGUACAUUGAUUCCAAUGGACAUUUGCAAACAGUCGAAUACGUAGUCGAUCCUGUCCACGGUUUCAGAGUUGCCGCCACAAAUUUACCACAAGAUUUACCAGAUGUUGCUUGGGCCAAAGAACAACAUAUCGCACAGUACGAAGCAAUCAAAUCAGAGAACGCCAAAUUGGCUACUGCUAUAGUUGCUUAUUCCAAUCCAAUAGCUGUACCUAUUGGUGCUGUUCCAAAUAUUUCUCCCCAUCAACAGCUCCCUCAACCGGUCCACGAUUUACCAGAAGUUGUAAAGGCUCGGAAUGAACAUUUGGCAAUUUUAAAUGCCGCUUAUUCAAAAGCUAUUGUGUCACCAGCUUUACCAGAAUCAGUUAAAGAUUUACCAGAAGUUAUAAAAGCGCGUGCAGAGCAUUUAGCUGCAGUAGAAGAAAUUAAAACUCGUGACGCAUCCAUUUCUAAACAAAUUAGUUUGAGCAAUAUCCCUGAAGCUAUUCAAAAUGGAGUUAUUCCAGUGAAAACUGUGACCAGUACUUAUGUAACUCCCGUACAUGCUGUUGUUCAAACUGAGGAGAUUUCUUAUAAUCCUGUACCGUCUGAAAGUGAAGAUUUUAGAAAUUUUGGCAAAUAUUCAUAUGGUUAUGUAGGUCCCCAUAGUGCUCAUUCAGAAUCCAGAUCAGAAGAUGGUGUUACUAGAGGAGGAUACUCUUAUAUUGACGCCAAUGGAAGACUGCAGAAUGUUCACUAUAUUGCAGAUGUCAACCACGGUUUUAGAGUCGCAGCUUCUAAUAUUCCUGUAGAUCCUCAUCAUUCCAGAAAUGUAUAAAAAAUUGAUUGCUCUGAUAUCAUAUCGAAGGAAAUAAAAAAUCACAUAUUUGAAU